Messenger RNA from Morone saxatilis (striped sea-bass), 2112 nucleotides. RefSeq names its product T-box transcription factor 4 (gene tbx4). The transcript has 8 exons. Bases 1 to 1641 code for a protein of 546 amino acids. Gene Ontology annotation, biological process: positive regulation of DNA-templated transcription; cell fate specification; regulation of transcription by RNA polymerase II. Gene Ontology annotation, molecular function: RNA polymerase II cis-regulatory region sequence-specific DNA binding; DNA-binding transcription factor activity, RNA polymerase II-specific. Gene Ontology annotation, cellular component: nucleus. The record is from RefSeq and is a predicted model, not a curated record. Lineage: Eukaryota; Metazoa; Chordata; Actinopteri; Moronidae.
AUGCUGCAGGAGAAGGUUUCAGCUGUGACGGAUGAAUGUAUGAGCCGGGUUCAGACCGUCGGGGAGACGGAUCCCCUUCCAGACCAGUCACGACUGGGCCUGUCCACAGCUCCUACCAUUCCCAGCUCCAGUGAGCCCGACCAGAACAUUGAGAACAUUAAGGUCGUCCUUCACGAGAGGGAGCUGUGGAAGAAGUUCCAUGAGGCCGGCACAGAGAUGAUCAUUACUAAAGCAGGCAGGAGGAUGUUUCCUAGCUACAAGGUAAAAGUGACCGGUAUGAACCCCAAAACCAAAUACAUCCUACUUAUCGACAUCGUCCCAGCUGAUGACCACCGCUACAAGUUCUGUGAUAACAAGUGGAUGGUGGCUGGCAAGGCAGAGCCAGCAAUGCCAGGAAGGCUCUAUGUGCACCCUGAUUCCCCCGCCACAGGAGCUCACUGGAUGAGGCAACUGGUGUCAUUUCAGAAGCUCAAGCUAACAAACAAUCACCUGGACCCUUUUGGGCAUAUUAUCCUGAACUCUAUGCACAAGUACCAGCCCAGACUACACAUAGUCAAAGCAGAUGAAAACAACGCCUUUGGAUCCAAGAACACCGCCUACUGUACUCACGUCUUUCACGAGACAGCCUUCAUCUCUGUAACCUCUUAUCAAAACCAUAAGAUCACUCAGUUGAAGAUAGAAAACAAUCCGUUUGCCAAAGGCUUCCGAGGUAGCGAAGAAGGAGAUCUGCGUGUUUCAAGACUACAGGGGAAAGACUAUCCGGUGAUAUCAAAGAACAUGGUUCGCCAGAGGCUCAUCUCCUCACACGGUCAUCUAGCAGGGAAGCUUGGAGCAGGAGUUCUCACGGGGCACCCUCAAGUCCUGUCCUCUUAUCAGUAUGAGACUGGAGUCCCUCUGUCUAACUCCGACCCCCAAGAUCCUAUCUCGAACCACUUCCCUCAGAGCCGAGAUCCCAGCCUUCUGUACCACUGCUUCAAACACAGAGAUAAUGCCCGACACCUGGAGCUUGGAUGUAAGCGGCCAUAUCUGGAGACAUCAUCUGCGGUCUCGGAGGAGCACUACUUUCGUUCAGCUCCCUCCUAUGAGUCGCCCUUACUGUCUCAUCCGUACUGCACUGAGGCCAUCGGCUCUAGAGAAGCUUGUAUGUAUGGUAGUAUGGAAACAGAGUCUGGAUCCGGUGCAGGGGACACGGAUGACCUAACCAACUCCUCUUCAAUAAAUUGCAACAUGUGGGCUACAAUGCAGCCCUACCCUCGCUAUAGUGUGGAGGGAGUCCCGUACCAGCCCUUCGCAGCUCACUUCACCAACACUGCCACGGUCACUCCUGUGGUACCGCAUCCUACAUCAUCCAUGGCAUCACGACCGCAGGCUGACUUGGGGGUCUACAACUCCGCUACGGUCCAGCGAGGUCUGCCCGUCAUACCCCCUUCAUCCUCCUCUUCAUCCUGCUCUCCAGCUGUGUUGGGAUCCAGGGAUAGGUCAGGUCAUCCGCCUCUGUACCACAAGAAGCCAGGGUCACCGCUCCGGCCUCACAGAGAUUUCUCAGCCUAUCCCACACAAGGCACAAUAUCCAUCCGGGAUCCAUCCUAUCAGUACCAAGUGGGGCUGAGUAGCGCAGGGACUCACUGGACUGACAGCUAAUGUGGACGACUGAAGAAACCAGCUUUGUCCACUGUACAAGUCUGAAAUUGAUCAAGGUUCAAAACCCCACUGUGGGCUUCUGACACCAAGCAAUGAUAAUGAACUACAGCCAUGAUCAUUGCUAAAUUGCACUCCAAAGCCAUUUACUCCUGCCUGGCUGACCUCCUCUUUACUUAUGCAGAUGUGUAGCAUAUGUACUAGCCUGUGAUCAGAUAGGGUGGUGGUUUUCUGACACUGCAAUGCAAAUACAGGUUUGAGCAGCACUAUCUAUCUAUGAGAGGGAGCUGCAGGUUCAAGAGCACAAGAAGUAUCAACAACAAAAACAAGAUGUAACUAUCUAGCUGAAGCUGAAGUAACAAGGAUCAUUUUUCAUCACACAAAAGCAUACAUAAGGGAAAAUCAAUGAUUGCUGUGCUUGUUCUUGAAGAGAAUAAGAAUCAGAAUUGUUUAUUGCCACGUAGGUUUUUACAC